Molecule: messenger RNA, 438 nt
Organism: Sciurus carolinensis (gray squirrel)
Lineage: Eukaryota; Metazoa; Chordata; Mammalia; Rodentia; Sciuridae
Product: acyl carrier protein, mitochondrial-like
Exons: 1
Coding region: 1-438 (145 amino acids)
Biological process (GO): fatty acid biosynthetic process
Cellular component (GO): mitochondrion
Molecular function (GO): acyl carrier activity; acyl binding
Source: RefSeq, a predicted model, not a curated record
AUGGUGGCUCGUGUCCUUUCCGUCUGUGUCCGCCGCCUUCCUGUGGCCUUCGCGCCGCUGCCCUGGGUCCCCGCACCGGCCCUGGCCCGGCAGCUCAGCACCGUUUUGUGGCCCGCGGGGAACCGGAUGAGACCCGGGACUACGCAGCCAGCCUUACUACUCUCACAGGUUCCAGAAAGAGUUACACAGUUGUGCUACCAGUAUAGUGACGCACCCCCUUUGGCAUUAGAGGGAAUCAGGGACCGUGUUUUGUAUGUCCUGAAACUCUAUGACAAGAUUGAUCCAGAAAAGCUUUCGGUAAAUUCCCAUUUUAUGAAAGACCUGGGCUUAGAUAGUUUGGAACAAGUGGAGAUUAUCAUGGCCAUGGAAGACGAAUUUGGGUUUGAAAUUCCUGAAAAGAGAUGCAGAAAAGUUAAUGUGUCCACAAGAAAUUGUUGA